ACAAGAAGAAGAAGAAGAAGAAGAAGAAGAAGAAGAAGAAGAAGAAGAAGAAGAAGAAGAAGAAGAAGAAGAAGAAGAAGAAGAAGAAGAAAUAAAGCAGAAUAAGAACAGGAACAAGAAAUAAUAAAACAUUGUUUAAGAGAUGGAGGGAGACUUCCCUCCUGAGCGUCUGCUGACCUCGGUGAGGAGGCUCAAAGAGGUGUUCGACGCCUGUGACUCGGACUCGGUCGGGUUUAUCCGCCCUGAACACUUCGAGCAGUUGGGUUCUCAGUUCGGACACGCAGACCAGGUGAAGAAAUUGUCCAGCUGUCUGGACCCCGACUCUCACGGGAGGGUGAACUUCAAAGACUUCUGCCGCGGUGUGCUCACCAUGAAAGGUUAUGUUGGAAUCUUACAAAAGAAAACCGGGGCACGGUUCAUCACAGCCUCAAAUGAGACAGCUAAGAGUUUCUAUCAGGGCGUUGAGGAGGAGCAGCUCUGUCUGGCCAUCAUGUGCACGCGGGCCUUUCCUGACCUCGUCCCUGAGAACCAGCUGUUACCGGGAGAGGUGGCGGAGCCUGAGGGGGAGGUGGCAGACGAGGGCAGGGAGAGGGAAUCGGACAGAGACAGUGCAGUGGAAAGCACCCAAGGGUCAGACACCUCCGACGGGCCGAUCAGACCUGGAGACAAGGAAGACGCACUGGGUCAUCUCUUCUUCCCUGGGGAGAAGUGUGGUCAGACCAGCGUCUCAGUGACCUCUGACCUUUCCUCGGCCUCUCUGAACGAGGAGCAGUUUGAGGACUACGGCGAAGGGGAGGAACCGGACUACGCUCCCAGCAGCCCCAGCCCAGACGACGAGACUCGAACCAACGGGUGCUCCGACCUCGGCUCAUCUGUUCCCUCUAGCGCGGGCCAGACUCCUCGUAAGGUGCGUCAUCAUUACAACGGGGAAGUGAUGGACGUCUACUGCUCUCAAUGCAGCAAGAAGGUCAACCUGCUGAACGACCUGGAGGUUCGCCUCAAAAACCUCAAGACUAACAGCCCUAUCAGGAAAAUCACCAGCAAUGCUUUCGGCAGGCAGCUGCUUCACAACAGCAACUUGAGCAGCAGUAACGGCAGCACGGAAGACCUUUUCAGAGACAGCAUCGACUCCUGUGACAUCAACAUCAACGAGAAGGUGAGCUCUCUGGAGAAGAAGGUGGCAGAUCUGGAGAGCGAGAUCCUGAUGAACGGAGAUAUCAAGUCCAGGCUGAAGCUGGAGAACACGCAAAUAGUCCACAGGGUCCAUGAGCUUGAGGAGCAGCUGAAAGACCAGGAGACGCGAGCAGAACAAAGUCUGCAUGAGGAGCUGAGGCGACACCGAGAGUCCUACAGCAAGAUGGAGAGGGACAAGAACAUGCAGAUAGAGCUGCUGAGCAACCGAGUGAAGCAGGUGGAGGAGGAGAACAGUGAGAUGGGUCUGAGCAUGAGCCGGCUCAAAUCACAGUCGGAGAAACUGGAUGAGGAGAAGCAAAGGAUGACAGACAAGCUGGAGGACACCAGUCUGCGCCUGAGGGACGAGAUGGACCUCUACAAGAAAAUGAUGGACAAGCUGAGACAGAACAGACAACAGUUCCAGAAGGAAAAAGAAGCCAUGCAGGAGCUUAUUGAGGACCUGCGUCGCGAGCUGGAGCAUUUGCAACUCUUCAAGCUGGAGGCGGAGAGACCCGGCCGCGGUCACGGCUCUUUCUCUGGGCUGGCGGACUUCAACAACAGGACCCGGGAGGUGGAGCUAGAGCACGAGGUCAAGAGGCUCAAGCAGCGAUUAGCGUCCCAGGACUUUCUCCCCCAUGAACUCCAGCACCUGGUGUUGUCUGGGGCUCGGCUCCGCCCUGGUCUGAUGGAGAGCCAGAAGCUGAGGGAGCAGAACGAUGAGCUCAACGGUCAGAUCCUCAGCCUCAGUUUGUACGAAGCCAAAACGCUGUUCGCCACGCAGACCAAGGCCCAGUCCCUCGCUGCCGAGAUAGAGAACGCCUCCAGAGACCAGUUGAUGGAGGCCCUGAAGGAGCAGGAGGAAAUCAACAUACGCCUGCGACAGUACAUGGACAAAAUCAUCCUGUCCAUCCUGGACCACAACCCCUCCAUCCUGGAGAUCAAGGGCGAAUAGCAGUGACUCAACUGAGAGGAUUGUUCCAGAUCUCUGGGGGCCGGGGAUCUUUCCAGUUGUUUGAGCAGAACCUGCGACCCGGGUCAGGAACCUGUGCAGGAGAGCAGAGGGAGCCAGAGCCGGUCCGAGGCAACUGGAACGAAUGAAUACACACGCGUCGCCACCGGCUCCCGGUGGCGGGAAGAGAACCUCCAGGACGGAAUUCUGCACUGAACUAAAGCGAGUUUCUAUGUCUCAACUAGGAAUCGCUCCCGGACUGCAGGUCAUACCACUGUGACUCUUCCAGCCCGCUCUGUUUUUGAUCCGCUGUCUUAUGCUGUGAACUGAAGUCACUGUAAACAACUUCUGAUCUCAUUUGACAAAGCAGGUGAUUUCUCCACUUCGCGAAACACUCUCUGAGGAGGAUGUGACAUGCCACGAUGUCGUGCUCUGGACACGUGUACCUCGGCACAACAACUGGAACAAUGUAACAAACCUGUAUCCUGGUGUAGUGUUAGCUGUCUUAUCCACAGGCGGCUAAUAUAUUUGAUAUGAUGUUUUCGAGAAAUGCAGUGAAACCAGAACCCUCAAGAGGCACGAAGGCCGACCAGUCCAGUGUCACCUGAUCUGUAAACGGCCUCCUCUCUUCUCCCCUGUCACGCAGGCGUUCUCUGGAGAAUGCGUGUUGUUAUAUCUUUUGGACCCGGAGCAUUCUUAGAGAGGCUAGAGAAAAGUGUCAAAGGUGGUCAGAGAGAGAAAACAAAGAGAGGGGAGCAGAAGACGUGGGGCGUUCGACGGCGGGCAAAGCGAAAGGAGGGUUUAAGUGAAGUCGGUGAUGGUUGAGAGAAGGUGAAUUUUGUAUCCGUUAAUUCUUGAGAACAUGUCUUCCAGUGAGCUUGCGGUGUCAAUCAGUCCGAUAGUGAAUCACAGAGAAGUGGCCCUGAGUCGGUUCAGAUGAUCAUCACUUUAAGCUGCGACCGAGGAGUGUCUUUAAGAUGUGACUUCCAUUGCUGCCGUUUGCCAGCAGUGUGUCGGCUUGGGAGGGAAAAUAAAAUAAAGUACAUCGUUGCUAGAAGUGGACCCGAUGACGUUGCACAGAAAUGUACAGAUAUGAAUGUACGGGGUGUGGUGACUGGUGGCCGAGCCAACUCCCUACGCUCGGCGAAAUCAACUCAGAUAUUGUACGUGAGCAGCACAGGAGACUCACUUUGUGGAACACACAAACUGGAAUUGGCGAUUUCGUUGAAGCCUACAGGUUAGAGAUUGUUUUUUAAAUCCCCCUGAAACUCUUUAUACUAUAAAUAUCAUGAAUGUAUAACUGGAUAUUUCCCCCCUGAAUCGCUGUAAUUGUUCUGCGGUACGUUGGAACACACAUGUACAGUAUUGGGUACUGUAAUGAGGACGGCGUUGUUCAGGGGAAGGGAAACGAUUACAUUCUGCUGUAUUAUGUAAUUACUCCAAACUUAAGUUUUGCUUCCUUGCACAAAAACAAACAAACAACUUCUUUGUUUCCUUCUGCAUGAUUCACCCUUUCUUCUGUCGGUGCCUUUUUUUAAGGAAAUUUUUUCGAGACGACAUCGCGAUAGAUUCACAUAGUUUUCCGAGGGUACGUUAUAUGUCUACGUCCGACAUAUUUCCUUGACUUGUAAAUGUUGUAAUUAAAUCGUGAUACUUUGUAUUCAUGUGCCACUCACCACUCUUUUUUCAGAUUGAUACUACAAAAACUAUUUUCUACAGUUUUAUCUUUUUAGGUUUCCUAUUAUUAAAGCGGUAUAGCACAAUUCUUUGUGUGGCACGCAGGCCAGGUUAGCGUUUUGGGAAUAUUUUGUCAAUGUGAUGAUUUUUUAAAAUGCAGUCAGGGAUUUAAUGUUUCAGUUCACGGUAAGUCCAUUGCUUUUCAAACUGCUUUAAAAUUGCUUUUAUAUGGUUGUAAACUGUCUUCCUAACUUAAACUAAAUGGUGAGAAAUAUGAGCAAUAUUAACUUAUUUACCAAUACCGCCUGAUUUGUGUCUUCACACGCUUCACACAUCUUUUCCUUUCGAGCUGCUCUAGAGGAAAAAAAGAAGAGCUGUACAAUUUGUCACAAACCCAUUUUAGGUAGCUCUUACAUUUUUAAUUAUUAGGACUAUCUUAUUCGAUGUAGUCGCUAUAAACAGCAAUUAAAAUGGCUUUGGCAGUGAGGCUGUCUCAAAAAUGUCUUGUUUUAAAUUACGUUCAUGUCUCCUCAUUUCCAUUUGUGAUAUUUCUAAAAGAAGAUAUCACUUGUUCUAUGCUGCUAAUUGUGUUGUACAUCCUGAGCUGUAAAUAAAAAAUAUUUCCGCUGA
This is a messenger RNA of Pseudoliparis swirei, 4429 nucleotides long. It is a transcript of the gene rab11fip4b, whose product is annotated as RAB11 family interacting protein 4 (class II) b. Bases 143 to 2125 code for a protein of 660 amino acids. The transcript is spliced from 16 exons. Gene Ontology annotation, molecular function: calcium ion binding. The record is from RefSeq and is a predicted model, not a curated record. Gene Ontology annotation, cellular component: endocytic vesicle; recycling endosome membrane; midbody. NCBI's taxonomy places the organism in Eukaryota, Metazoa, Chordata, Actinopteri, Perciformes, Liparidae. Gene Ontology annotation, biological process: regulation of cytokinesis; endocytic recycling.